AUGAGCUUUCAAGAGAUCUCAUAGCAAAUUGAGGACAUGACCAAUUUCCUUUUAGAAUAAAGUGAUGACAGUUUAGUCAAUGCUUCACCCACUAAUAGAGAGUAAAUCAAUCUGAUUAUUCAUGAUCAGAAAGUGAAAUAGAGAAUAAGUGCUAUGUUGAAACAGAAAAGCAGACAAUAUCCCCAUUAAUAUUUAACUGUCGAAUUAUCAAGUGAGGAUAAUUAUGAAAUUGAACUUGAUUAAGAUGAUAUUAAAUAAGUAACGAGAAUUUUAUAUUAAAAACUUAGGUUUGUGAAAAUUUUGGAGAGGUCAAAUAAGUCUAUACAAAGGUCAAUGGCGCCAAUCAUAAUUAAAUUCAAUUCAGUUUUUGAUGCUUUCAUUGUUUAUAAACUAUUAAACAAACAUUAAAUCAAAGAAUUAGAUGUCACUAUAAAAAUAGAAUUCACUAGUCAAUAAGAUCUUUUAGAAAUUAUGGAAAUUCAAGAUUCAAAUCAAUAGAAGUUUACUUGUAGAUAUGAUGUACAAAUAGACAAUGACAAAGAUUUCCAAGUAGCUCGUAAGAUCAUAGGGGCCAAAGGAUGUAACAUGAAAAAGAUAAUUGAUUAAUAUUUGGUUAAGUUAAGAUUAAGAGGAAGAGGAUCAGGAUAUAAGGAAGGACCUGAAAAAAGAGAAUCCCAAGAACCUUUACAUUUAUGUGUGUCCUCUAAACAUAAUCAUCUCUUUCUUAGAGCCUGUCAAUUAGUAGAACAAUUAUUGAUCAAAAUUUAUGAUGAAUACAAAAUGUUCGGAUUAAGUAAAGGAAAGAAAUCAUUCAAUUUUGGUAUUAAAAAGGUGUAAUAACCAUUAAAAUCGGUAAUAAAACCUAAUUUUAUGCCUGAAUUACCAAACUUCAAUUUUUCAAAUAAUCAAUUCGUUGAUUUUAAUAAUGAGAACAUGAUGGUUUAUUCAAAUUUACCUAAUUAAUUAAUGUGA
Messenger RNA from Paramecium tetraurelia, 972 nucleotides. RefSeq lists its product as uncharacterized. Lineage: Eukaryota; Ciliophora; Oligohymenophorea; Peniculida; Parameciidae. Gene Ontology annotation, cellular component: nucleus. Gene Ontology annotation, molecular function: RNA binding. The record is from RefSeq and is a predicted model, not a curated record. The transcript is spliced from 7 exons.